AUGGGUCAGCUGUGUGCAAAGUGUGCUCAGUUGCUUUGUGACUUCCUUCUCUCCAUGAAAACAUGCUCCUUGGGUCUGGUACAUGACAUUAGGGAGUGUUUGGCUCAGAUCCAAAUCUGCCCCUGUCUAAAACGAAAAAGCUUUGAAGCAAGGCAGCUAUACAAGCCUGUCGUUCAACCCCAGGAGGAGGAGAUUGCCCAGGAGUUUCUGCAGCACAUGGAAAGAGGUUUUGAAAUGUCGCCACUUGGCAAGGACUCCCUAGAGGCUCUGAGGACCUUGGCAUUUUCAGAGAACCCUGGCUUCCAGAAGUCUGCAGCCCUCUAUUAUUUACACAUAAGUCAACACUUGAACAUCCAGUUGCCUCCAGAGCAUUUGGAAACAUACUACGCUUUGUUGAAGUCUAAUGACUUGGAGGUUCAGCAGAUUUCAUCUUUGUCACUCGUCAAUUUCUUACUGGAAGGAAAUGUAACUAAAGAACACAUUAUACAAAUGGAUUUACUUGAGCCAGUUCUGGAACUGCUUGAAUCGGAUGAUGCCACUGUCCAGUGUAAUUCCUGUGCCUGCAUAAUGACACUGGCUGUCUCGGAUGUCAACCAAGAAGCAAUUGGAGCAGCAGGAGGCGUUGUACCCUUACUUGCCCUUUCUAAAUCUAAUGAUCUUAGAGUCCAACAAAAUGCAGUUGGAGCCAUUUUCAACCUCACACAAUCCGAAUGGAUCCGACAGCUUUUGUUUCGUCAAGGCACUCUCCCAGUUCUCAUCCUUUUAUUAGAGUCUCCUGACUCAGAAGUACAGUACUAUAGCUGUGCUGCUCUAAGCAACAUGGCCACAAACUCCCAGCACCACGAAGCUAUGCUGCAAAUUGGAGACAGGUUUCUUCUGCGGACGCUCCUUUCUCUCCUGGCUUCAUCUGAGGACAAGGUUUCAAACCAAGCUUGUGUUUGUCUCAGGAAUUUAGCCACAAGUGAGCGUGUUCAGACCAGCAUCGUUGCUCUGCCCAUCCUACCCCACCUCCUCCCUCUCCUGGCAUCGAACAAUCCAAAGAUUCAGCAGAAUGCCAUCAUUCUCCUCCGGAUGCUCUCCCAACACCCAGCCAACCAGAAUGCCCUGAUAUGUGAUGAGGUGCUGCAGGCUUUGGGGACACUGCUGCUUACCUGGAAAACAGAGCCUGUGAUUAUUGGUCAUGCUGCUUGCUUCAUCAAAAAUCUAAGUCUUUCCCAAGGCAUCCAGAGAGUCGUAGAAAGUCCAUGCGUCAAAGGACUUCUUCAAGCUGUCCACAGUGCUGACUUGCUAGAAGAGGAACCUCUUCUAUGUGUGACAUCUUGUCUUACUGAACUGGUAAAGCACGAAGGAGCUGCAGCGCGCAUGUUGGAAUUGAUGGAUGAACCAUUGAUAGAUAGCCUAGUGAGACUGGCUGGCCAAGUGGAACAAACGGAGCCUUCUUUCCAGGCUGCCUUCAUGAUCAGACACAUCAUACAGCACAAAGAGGCAGUGUCUCUGUUGAAAUCCCACAUGAACAAAGUUCAACAAUACCUCAUGAAGUAUCUUAUCCACCAGGAGAAUCGCUUUCAGCAGCUGGGCAUAGCCACUCUCUGCAUAUUACAAAAAGAUCCAGAAUUUUCAUCUGCAUUCAGCCAUAGUCAACUGAAGAAAUACCUUGACCAAGUCUGUCAACAAACUGAAGAAAUGCAAGAGCUUCUAAGUAUUGCUUUCAAACACAUGGACACAUGAGGCACUGUUCCAUCCUGCAUUAAUGUUUUUCUGUAGAUGAUUUAGUUCUCUAUGUGGCCAGUCUGUGAACAGGCAUCUGAUUCAAGAUGUGAGUAUCUUACAUUCAUCCCACAGCCACAACCGCAGUCAGGAUAUGCAUAAUAGGAUUCUUAUUUCCAUAGUUUGGGUGGAAAUUAAGGCCAAGUUACACAGAAAUGCUUCAAUAGUCAACUUGAUUUCCCCCCAUAUAAUCCAGUUCCCAU
Messenger RNA from Elgaria multicarinata webbii, 1970 nucleotides. RefSeq lists its product as uncharacterized. Gene Ontology annotation, molecular function: protein-membrane adaptor activity; protein binding. The transcript has 14 exons. NCBI's taxonomy places the organism in Eukaryota, Metazoa, Chordata, Lepidosauria, Squamata, Anguidae. Gene Ontology annotation, biological process: nucleus-vacuole junction assembly. Bases 1 to 1728 code for a protein of 575 amino acids. The record is from RefSeq and is a predicted model, not a curated record.